This is a messenger RNA of Seminavis robusta, 1875 nucleotides long. NCBI's taxonomy places the organism in Eukaryota, Bacillariophyta, Bacillariophyceae, Naviculales, Naviculaceae. The record is from the annotation of a GenBank genome assembly.
AUGAAGCUCUCUAGUGCCAUCACGCUCCUUCCAAUAGCUAUUGCUGGAUCCCUCUUGUCAGGUCAUGGGGCAAAAGCCUAUGAAGUUGGCUGCCUCUAUCCAGAGGCCAUGCCUGACCCCAUGGUUGCCAGGAACAACAUCAUGACAUUAUGGGCAAGCAUUGCUCAGGCUCACCCUCUUGAAACUCCUGUCGUUGUGUAUUUUGGUCAUCUUUCAGCUGUCUGUGCAGCCAAUUGUUUGGCAUACCAUGAUGACACAGUUUUGAAUUCUGUGACAAGAGCCAGGCCCACCAUCAGUGUACCAGAAGAGUACCACAACUCAUACAGCAGGGUCCUUUGUUUUGCCCAAUGUUUGGGUAUUUUUGCAGACCCAGCUGGGCCAAACCGUCUCAAGCCCUUGUGGGAACUGUGGGAGUUGGAGGGCAUCCAGGGGAUUCGUCCUGAUGUCCAAGCUGCUUUGGCUGCUGCAGCAGGAGGAGAUCCUUCGGACCUCGGAGGCCUUCUGGUUGCCGAAGACUAUCACCCAUUUCUAAUUGGGCAUAUUGCUGCCCUUGAAAUUGCGAGCAAACUUGCUCAGGAUGGAUGGAAUGCACAGGGUGCUCUUUCAUACGACUGGAACACUGGCCAACCGGUUCCCUGCACAGCAAACUGUGAGAAGUAUGGCGACAUUACUGGCUAUGCCCCAAGGAAUGUAUUCACCGGUAAACAAGAAAAUGACACGGCCAAGUACAUUGUGGAGGGCAAUGACAAGUACUGGCAGCCACUUUACGAAGACAAUGGCUUGGGUACCUUUACCUCGCAGAAGCAUGUCACCCCUCAUGUUGGAAUAACUGGAAAGCCAUUCGUGCUUGACUCUUUGGACUCUGUUGCUCCCUUGGAUGAUCCUGAGUAUGACUUUCUCAAGGAAUCAGAGAUGGUUGUGGAGAGACUCCGUGAAACAUCUGGCGACAACUUGAAGAAGCAGAAGAUUGCACUUUAUGAUGACAAGAUUCUUGUCCGAGGCAUCAUCCAGCAUGGAAUGAGGAACCAGGUAGGAGCAACAUAUUCCUAUGAAGAUGAGGUUCUCUUUCUCCUUGGCAUUUCGUCAGCGGAAAACGAUGCUCUGUUGCUGUCCUGGCGGGAGAAGGUGAGGCAUGAUAUUGUCAGACCCACAACAGUCAUCAAGCGCUGGGGCAGCGAUGUUUUGGAGACUUUUGGUGGGGAUAAGGCCUUUGACGGCCCUGUCAACAUCUCUGCCAGAGACUUCCAGGCAUUCCAGAGAGUGAUGCCACACAGUGAGUUCCCUUCAGGCUCCUCUUGUCUGUGCACUGCAUAUACAGAGUUUACAGAUGCCUACACAAGCACAUACUUUUCGGAUGUGACACUAAAGGACCUGACCUAUGGAGAAGACGGAUUCAGCAUUGGUUGUGUGGAUGGAGAGGACCCCUUUGUUCACAAGACAAGUGGUUGUGACUCUGCUUUUGUCAUUCCAGACAUUGCCAGCCUAAAGGAAGACUGCAGUCAAAGUCGUCUUUGGGGAGGAUUUCAUUUCACUGCUUCAGUCCCUGCUGGUCAAGAACUUUGCACAGGCGUUGGUGGAGAAGCCCUCAGUUUUGAGAGAAUGAUCCGCAACAACAGCACUCUGGGUUCCAAGUUCCACAAGGGUGACAGCCGCCCACAAUGCUCGACUGCUGGGGACGCCGAUGUUGCUGGGGAUGCCGACGCUGAGGAUGUUGCUGAUGUUACUGAGGUUGUUGAGAAAGACGAAUCCGAAGGAGGCUCUCUCAAGGGUACUGCAGGCAGUAGUGAUGAGAUGUCAUCGGCAGGUGCAUCUGGCAAGCACAACUUGUACCUUGCUUCUUUCUUUGGCUUCAUCCUGGCUGUAGCAGGUUUCUAG